Arabidopsis arenosa is the source of this 557-nucleotide messenger RNA. The record is from the annotation of a GenBank genome assembly. NCBI's taxonomy places the organism in Eukaryota, Viridiplantae, Streptophyta, Magnoliopsida, Brassicales, Brassicaceae.
AAUCACAAAACUUAAAACACAAGCUAAUCACUUCCUCUUCGAUCUCUCAAACAGAUCCAUUUCUUGUCAUGGCAAUGACCGCGACAGCAGCAGCUCCACCUACUAAAUCUUUCCAGAAACAAGACGAGGAGUGGCGUGCGAUUCUGUCUCCUGAGCAGCAACGAGGCACUGGAGAGUAUACCAAAUUGUUCGAGGAAGGGACUUACUGUUGUUCUGGUUGUGGUACUGCUGUUUACAAAUCCACCACAAAGUUUGAUUCCGGUUGCGGCUGGCCGUCAUUCUUCGACGCCAUUCCCGGUGCUAUUAACCAAACUCCAGAAGUAGGUAAGAAUCGACUGGAGAUAACAUGUUCAGUAUGUGAUGGACAUCUUGGACAUGUUCUCAAAGGAGAAGGUUUCUCUACUCCUACCGACGAGCGUCAUUGCGUUAACAGUGUCUCUCUCAAAUUCUCUUCUACAGAUUCCUCCAAAAAAAUUUAGAGAUUCUAUUAUUAAUGAUCGGACCACUUCAUAUAUUAUAUCUCUCGCAAGAUCACGAAAUCAAUAUUCUUUGAUCCG